AACCGACUCAGAUAUACCGAUUCCUUCGAACGAGGAACCUCAUGGCUCCCAUUUUUCUGCACAGGACCCUCACGUACAUGUCCCACCGCAACUCACGAGCCAACGGCAAAAGGAAUUGCACAGUGGACUUUUGUGGUUGACGGCCAAACAGUUUUAAUAGUCGGAUUAGUCAGCGUGCAACGAUGACAGCCAGUUGUGGAAAUACUGACGAAACCGUGCAGCGUAAAGCCGUAGUAUAACUCAUGCAGUCCUGUCACGGUUAAACAAGAGAGGAAAUAAUGAGUCUGAUCACACCCCAGUAAUAUCUUUUAUGUGCGGUGUGUGGACUGAACAGCUGAAACAUUUGGGCCAAGCAGCGUCAUGUGACAUCAUCACAGCAUGAGUUCAGCCAAAGCCCUCUUCGAUUCACGUGCGUCGAACAGGACUACAGCUAAAAGGUCGUGUUUACAAACAAUCUUCAUUGCCAAAGAGCGUGCGAAACAAUUCUCGUGCAACUGCAGUUUCGACAAUUCAAUACGAUUAGUUUUCUGAAACAAAAAAAAAGCAAACAAAAACUCUGCAAGUUGCCUCACAUAUUUUGAAAAAGGCUGCAGCAAAAUUUAACAUUUUUACUGGAACAGUCAUAAAAACUCAGCGAAAUCCUACACAGACUGAGAAGUACACUGGAUCUUCGACUUGCUCGUGGAUCGCUAGCUAAUGAAAAUCCUUCAUCUUUUUUCCCCUUUUCAUUCUUUCAGCUUGAAAGUGUGGGAUUUCAUUGCAGCUGGAAUGUGUUAUGAGUCUGAUCUUUUGUUCUAGUCUACCUAAUUACAAAUAAUGGAAGCGUGAUGGAUUUCUGUCAGAAAUAUUCACCGUUUUUACUCUUUCGGGGGAGUUCUCAUGGCUAAAAAUUGCGGUUGCCAUUUCUAAUGUAUAAAUUAUGUAAUGGGACAUGAAUUUGAGUAACACGGUAUGCAACAAAGCCCUAUGCUCCUCGCCACCUGCAGCGUCAGCAGUUUUAUUGCCGCAUUGAGGCAAAACCACUAACUGCCAAAACCCUCCAUAGUAGCACAUGAGAGUUAUGGGGUUCCUCAUAAUUCAAAACUGUCUGAUUGCAGACGCGUGCGUGAGAUCAAUUUAUGGCCUGAGUGCGAUGACGAGUCAGUUCUGACCGACGGGUCAUUGAGAAAACGCCGCCUGUCACCUUUUUAGAACAGCAGGACAGCACUGAUUACUAUAAACUAUGAACUACAUAAACAUGCAGUUUGGAGUUUUAAAAUAAUUUUGGUGUACGUUUUUCAAAGUCAUUGUAUAUUAGAACUUGUACGUUUAAGAUAAUGAAGAUGUGCUGAUAUUUAAAGCGAACUGGCUAUAUGCUAAAUAAGCAAAUGAGCACUUGGGGACAUGCAGUUACGGGAAAAAUAAUCAAUGCCCGGGUGGUUCGGUACUUCCACCUACCCCAAAGUUGAAUAUUUUCCUCUAACAGCAUGUUUUAUUUCUCUUACACCACAGCAGUUUUCCAACAAUUACAGCUGUUCAGUUUAUUAAUGAACGGCAUGUUUUUGCUUUUAACCAUUUAUAGUUACGUUUAACGUCGUGGAACAUCUGCGUGACGAGUUAGUUCCUGUUCUUGUUAUGGCACCGUAAUAACGGUUAUAACCCUGAGUCCUCGGGCAUGAACACUCUGCCAUGGCGGAAAACUACUGUUAUAAAGGGUUAACUGACGCUGGAGGCUCCUUCCAUAAAUGUUAAAUAUACCUUACUUAUAGAAAAGUUCAGCAUAUCAACAAUUAUAGUCUUUAUUUUUCCCUUGUUGCGUAACAGCACACUGUUUUAUUUUUUUUUUAAUUGGUUUAUUAUUAGUCGUGGAUCAGGGCUCUACAGCGCGACCAUUUCACUCGCGUUUGCGACCGAAAAGUUCUUUGUGUAAAAAAAAAAAUAUUUAUUCGCACCGGUGCGAGUGACCUGUUCGGAGUUGUAUAAUACAAUCGGAAUAAGAACUAAAACUCUAAAAUGCAUCGACACCGCAAAACAGUUACUUUCACACUGCUCUUCAUCUCCUCAGUCAACCGAACAAGUGUGGAAAUACUGCAGAGAAGCCAUUAUGAUAAGAGUAACACAGUACAUCAUCUGCUUCUCUCAACUUCCUCAUCUCACAACCGCCAUGUUUUACUGAUCUUCAAAAUGACCUGAACCUGCACCUGCUCGUGUAGACACCGCAGUAAAUUAAUAAUAAAGAUAAAGCAACAAGGUGGGUUUUAAUUCAAACUUCUUUAUUAAAUAAUUCCUCACCAGUCAUAAUCAAGAGUAGCAACUGUUCAGUCUGUACACAUACAGUACGCUACUACUCUCUUCACCAACUCGUUCCAGCUCACACGCACAGUGCGUUCACUAAUUUAAACUCACAGUUGCCAGAUAUCACUAGAAAAGUCAACUUCAGUGUCCAUGUUUUGAUUUAAUCCCCCAAAAUAACACAAUAUUAUCAGCAGACAUGGCAACACUGUACUGGGGUUACCUGUCUAAAACUAAUAAGAUGUAAAGACAGAAAAUGUGCUUAGUUAUAAAUAAAUCAUUUAAUAUAAAAAUAGAUAUUAUAAUAACCUCAUAAAAUAUAAAUUAAAUGAGAAAUGAAAUGAUGUUUAAUUACAAUGGGUUGCACUUAAUAUCAGUUUGACAUUAAGCUUAGUUCACUAUCUCCUUAGAAAGCUAUUAGCCUUUUUCCUAAUAUGGAUCAUGCUUGUGUUAGUCUACUUUUAAUUAAGACUUUCUAUUGCUUUUAAGAUAUUUAAAAAUAAAUAUUUUAUGCUUGUUUAUUUAUCAAUUAACCAACAGUAUCUCAUUGCUAUUAUUUUAAUUCAGUUAACAGUGUCCAUGAGCAGAGAGCUUAUAUUUAACCCUCUUACCCCGUAUGGCCGAAAAACCGGCUUGCCCGUCUUUGAUCUAUUCCCGUAAGGACGAUAUACCGGCUUGGUCGUCUAUGCCAAAUACCCGUAAGGCCGAUAUAGCGGCUUUACAGUGUAAAUGUCAUCCCCGUAAGGCCGGUGUACCGGCAUUACUCUGCUAUGAUUCCUUACUUAUUUAAUUAUAAUUUUUUAACCCAGAAGGUUGAUGACGUCACGACGUGAUUACGUUAUUACGCCGGCAUUACGAUGAAGAUCCAAGCGUGAAUAUUGGUGUAAUUGUAGAAGUGAACUAAAAAUGCCAAAGCGAAAAGCUAAUCGUGUUCCAGCUAAAGUUACACCUACAGUGAACACGGGUACAUCUAAAACAGUGAAAAAAAGAGAAAACAUACACAGUCACACAGGCGAGAGCGAGGAUUCUAGAUAGUGACAGCAGAGAAAGUUCAGGCAAUGUUGAAACUGAACUGAUAGAGACGCAAACUCUCCUGAUUCAGACCCUGAUCCGUCUUCAUCUUCAGCAUCAACCAGUGCGACUGACACUGCAGGGGUCUGGAGUCAUAAUGGGACCAUUUCUGUGCAUUCGUGAAAACACUACCUGCUGGUCUGAUUAUCACCAGAAACUUGACUUUUGGUGCUAAAAUGCAUUUAUUUAUUUAUUUAUUUAUUUACUUGAAUUUAUUCAAAGGCAUUGACCACGCUCAUGCUCGUAUGGUACUUCUAAAUGAGUAGAAGGAUUUUAGCGAGCAUUUUUCGUCAUUUUUCUAGUUAAGAAUUGUGCUCUAAGUGGAGUAAAAACACUGAACUGCUUCAUUUUCAAAGUAAUAUUACACAAAUACAUUAUUAUAAGUUGUUUCAAUGCCUGAAAAUGUUAAAAUUAAAAUGUUGAUUUUGGGGCCAAUUUUGGCCUGGGAACUCAGGGUUGGCGUGCUGUUUCUAUGGGGAAUAUAGGGUUGUGGGACAUAAUACAGUGGGAACUAAGGGGUAAGAGGGUUAACUGUUUAUGAUAGACCUCCUGAUUAAAGCUUAAACAAAAAAAAAAUUCGUAUCUGGAUCGGUUUCAGUCGUAAAAAUCCUGAUCGGUGCAUCCCUAAUGAACACCAUUAAACUAAAGCGCUUUGCAUCUGACGGGUAAAUGAACUCACCCAAUCACAUCCUAUAUGAGAUUAUAAACCUAAACUUCAACUGUGCUCCAAAAUUUUUGAAAUUGUUACCGUAAAGCCCUGUGGAUUCUCGUGCUCAAAAAGUCCCUGUGAUUAAUUUGUUCCUACAGAAAGGAUAACGGAUUAGAUCAAGCACUUUAGCUCAACCCCUCAUGCAUUAGUAGAGCAUACGACCUCUUGCUGUGUUAGAAAAGAAAGCCGUUUCUAUAUUCCACAUGCACUCUUGGGUGACCAAAACCUCAAACAAGCGCCAUCACGUAGUCUCACUUAGUGUUCGUUUCGUUCGUUCAACGCCGAGCAUCGCAUCGGGCGAUGGUCUGUAACGAACUAACCAGCUGUGAAGCGUCAUGGUUGGGACGGAGCCUCAUUGUCUCUUGCGUCUUCCUCUCUGCCUGCCAGGAAACAUUUCAGCAUGGACGAUCUGCUCUUCAAAGUGGAGAGGACGAAAACCGAGCAGGAGGCGCUCAAGUAAGCUGAUCUCGGCUUAUCCGCAGUUGAUUCAAAAUUUGGCGUCACACCUGCAGCUUACCUUCACUGGCUUCUUCCAUAAAGUCGAUAAGACGCAGAACAGCGAGAACGAGGAGAGCUCCGUGUCUCUGGAGGUGUUGCUCAUCAAAGUGUGUCAUAAGAAGAGGAAGGACGUGAGUUGCCCCAUAAAACAGGUGCCUACUGGGAAGAAGCAGGUGCCGCUGAACCCUCGGGUGAAGACAGGGACGUGGCCGACCAUCACGGUGCCCAGUCAGGAGUUUGAGCCCAGUAACAGCCACAUGGUGAAGUCUUACUCGCUGCUCUUCAGGGUCACGUGUCCUGCUGGAAGGGAGAUCAGCACCCGAGACAACAGUAUUGCUGACGAGAUCCCCAGCAGGAAGAAGCGUUACUCCUCCCACCGAGAUGACGGAGAGACAACGUUUGUAGCACAGAUGACAGUGUUCGAUAAGAACAGGCGUCUGCAGCUGCUGGACGGCGAAUAUGAAGUGUCGAUGCAGGAGAUGGAGGAGUGUCCCGUCGGCAAGAAACGAGCCACCUGGGAAACCAUUGUGGACGGAAAGUGGGUUCCUCCGUUCGACACGUUCUCUCAUGGCCCAACUCUGCAGUUCACGCUCCGCUGGACAGGCGAGGAAAGUGAUAUCGCUGCGCCACCAAUGACCCGACCCCUCGCCACACGCAACACCCACACGAGCUGCAGCGAGAACCAGAGGACUAACACACCUAAACCGUCACAAACAGUAGCUGUGAAAGAUCCUGUAAGCUCAGACGCACUCUUGCGAAAAGAGCAACUUCACGUUGAGCCUCGUCAGAAACUCCGUGUUUAUUAUCAGUUUUUGUAUAACAAUAACACGCGGCAGCAGACGGAGGCUCGAGACGACCUGCACUGUCCCUGGUGUACGCUUAACUGCCGUAAACUUUACAGCCUCCUCAAACACCUCAAACUGUCUCACAGCCGCUUCAUCUUCAACUAUGUGCCUCACCCUAAAGGAGCGCGGAUAGACGUUUCGGUGAACGAGUGUUACGAUGGAUCCUACGUGGGAAAUCCUCAUGACCUGCACUGCCAGCCCGGCUUCGCCUUCAGCCGCAACGGCCCUGUUAAGCGCACCUGCGUCACACACAUCCUUGUCUGCAGGCCGAGGCGCACCAAGCCGAGUCUCUCCGAGUUCCUGGAGUGUGACGAGGUACCGCUGGAGCAGAGGCGGCCGUUAGUGAGCGGCCACAACCGCCUGUACUUCCACAGCGACAGCUGCGUGCCGCUGCGUCCUCACGAGAUGGACGAGGACAGCGAGGACGAGAAAGACCCCGAGUGGCUGAGGGAGAAAACGGUCAUGCAAAUUGACGAGUUCACUGACGUCAACGAAGGAGAGAAGGAGGUGAUGAAAUUGUGGAACCUUCACGUAAUGGAACACGGAUUUAUAGCUGAUAAUCAGAUGACUCAGGCCUGCAUGCUGUUUGUGGAGAACUUCGGCUCUAUCGUCAUGGAGAAGAAGCUGUGUCGGAACUUCCUGCUGCAUUUGGUCAGCAUGCACGAUUUUGGGCUGUUGAGCACGCUGACCAUCGACAAGGCCAUGGCUCGCCUGCACCAGUUUAAACCGGCCCGGAAUACCGGCAACGCAGAACCUGCGAAGGAACGCGCCUGAAGCUCAGCAGUACAAAAACUUUAGAACCUUCCCCAGAUGACAGGAGCUGCCAGACCUCUGGAUGCCAGAUCAUUCAUUUUAACCACCGAUUCAUUGGAGCUAAUGAACUACGUCGUGCUUUGAAAUAAACGUGGGUGCUAUUUUUGUACCUUUUUUUUCUUUUUGGCGCCAAUUUUCGAUUGAAAAUAUUUUUAAUAUAUUUUAAACAGUGUGACAAAUGGGGGUAAAGACUUUAGCCUUGGUGAAUUUUAUUAUUAUUUUUUGUUUUUGUUUUUUGGUAGUAUAAUUAUUUUGUCUGCUGUUUUUGAAACCGUGUGUACAUUUAGGCAGCAGCGGGCGAUAUGACGACAGUUGUCCCAAUAGCACAUCCGGGGUUCAACAAGGGAUGGGCGUGGGUUAAAUUCAAUCGCCUGUCAUCACGUUGCCACUUUUUUGGCUCAACGUUCCGAUGAGCAUAAAAUCCCGAGGUGUAGUAAACGAUGUUACAAGAACGGUUUGCUAAGCAAGCCGGCUACCUAAACGCACAACAUUAGCAGCAUGCUGAGUACCUAGCUAGCGAGUUUGCAUUAGACAAAAUCACUAGCAUGCUUGCCUAGCAGGAGGUCGAGCCAAAGAUGUAAACAGAAAGGUAGUGAUGUCAUUAUAUUUCCAAAGCUUUGUGAUCUACAAGUUUAAUUCAAGCUCUAUCCGGUCAAUACACGAUGCAUAAUACAGAAUUUCACAUUUUUUGGAAAAUUGGAGGACUGUUUAACUGGUUAAUAAAUGAAUAAAUACAAUUUGAAUGGGCACACCAUUUCCUCAAAGUCCAAUUAGCCACUUGUUUGCCAAGCAUUCUGGCUUUUUUUUUUUUUCUUUCAUUUUUUCAUUUUGUCAUAAAAUGAGAUUUAGACCAAGUGGUGUGAGAGAAGCUCAUUCUGAUUCAGCCUAGCGCAAAAACAUAAGGUCUUUUUAUUUCCCACCCCCUGAUGUCCAUUGAUGCACGUUAUCUUGAUUCUGCUGAGUGACGGCUCUUAUAACGAAGGCGAAGCUCAAGCUAAAACCGAUCAUCCAGCCCGCAGCUUUGACCGUCUUCGGCUCAACGUCGCGAUUUCAAAUAUUUUUUAAAAUACCAUACGCAGUAUAAUUAGAUAGGUAACAUUUUAAAUAGAUAGCGACUUAACAUCAAACAACAAAACUGCUUAGCUAGCUAAAGUUAGUGUUGUCUUUAGCUAGUCGAACGUUUAUAAAGCCAUUAAAAAUCGGUCAUUUAAUGUAAUUCAGGGAUGCGUAAAGGUAUCGGAACAAUCUGUUAGCGGUUUAUUUAAAGAAUUUGCGUACACAUCAGAGUAGGGCUGGGCGAUAUGACUAUCAUCUCACGAUAUUCUGACAUUUCUACGAUACAUGGUGCCUAGCGUGAUGUAUAUUAUAGCUAACAAACUGUCUGCAAAACAAGUAAAACGAACACAAAACUGUUCAACUGAGCUUGACGAUACGUUUCUUUAAUUCCGGCAAAGACAAAAAUAAACUUAUUUUUUAAUUUUUUUUUUACUUCAAAUCAACGGUGUCUGUUCAGUACCAUUUAAUGUGUAAUAAUUAAAAAUGUCAAAUAAUAAUACAUCACCAUACCGACUAUAUCUCGGAAAAGUGUAAUCAUUUAUCACAGUACCAAUAUGAUAUAUCAUCGAUAAAUAUUGCCCAGCCCUACAUCAAAGAAGUGAGAAACGAAGCAGGAAAGCUAUGUUUAGAUGCACUGUGGUGCUGUGCAGGUUAGAGACUGAAAGUCAAGACCUCAGGAAAGUUCAGCAGUAAACAAUCAGGGUUUCGUUAUAACACCAUGAUGGAUGGAAUUUUCUUGACGUCUUGUUUCAGACUUUUAACCAGCACCUGAGCUGCAGCAAUGCUAUAGGCUGAAAUGUCGAGCUGUUCAAUACGCCAGGUCACGCACACGUUUUCCUGUGACUGUUCUUCUGCCCAUCCGUAGGUCGAGUCAAAGAAGUGGCAUCGAAGGCUAGCAUUUCAAUCAUGUACAAGAAUAACUUGCCCUUGUUGACCUCGACACGUCUGUUACUCUGCAAAAUCAGUCUGUGCUGUUGCUAGAGGACACACACACACACACACACACACACACACACAAGAGACGGAGCGCUGUGGUUAAAGGUGCUGAAACUUAAGUGUGAAUGUCUGUAGCUGUUGCACUGAAACUGGGAGGUACACACUAGGCAUGUGCCGGUAAUCAAACACUCGAUAUAAUCAGGAUGCUGUGAAAUAUCUGCAUUAUUUCUUUCUCGUGUUUUCCAUUUUGGAGCAGAUGUUUGUUGUGAUAUUAAGUAGCUAGCAAUGUUCUUCCCGAUAUUCCGCUUACUUGUACCCACCGUCAUUGGCCAGCUUUUCCUCAACCGACUAACUAACUUGGACGUACGCUAGCUAGGAAGUCGCAUUUUGAGUUGGUCAUCACUUGGACGUACGCUAGCUAGGAAGUCGCGUUUUGAGUUGGUCAUCAGUCAGGCUUUCGUUACAGCAGUUAGUCCUCAGCUUAAAAUACAAAACAAGAGUUCACGCUAGCGAUCUACCGAACACAGGCGGGAGGGAGCAUGUCCAUGUUAACCAGGGUCCUAUGUUCCGCAGGUUUACACGGCACAUAAUGAACACGUGGGAAAAGGGGUCCCGGGCUCCCCAGUUCGCAGGGUGCUAUGUUCCUCAACUCUAUGUAGCACAUAAUGGGAACCUUAAAGACGCGUUCCUAGCUGUGUAUUCGAUUAACAUGACACGGGUUAUAGUGGGAACACGUCAAAGGGGUUUCCCUAUACAAUAGGUCUAGACUUGAGGGAACUAAACAAAUGCUUGGAGUCAUGGAAUCACAAAAGGUCCUAGCUUCCUUAGGUGAAAAUUAGCAUACUGUGUUUUUGAAUCGAACUCUCAUGAUGACUCGUAUCUAUUUUAAUUCAGUUUGGUUUCACCUGCAAAUGCUAGUGUAUUUUUCUUUUUUUUUUUUUCUUUUAUGCAUUUAGUUUAAUCAAGUUAAUUUCUAACACCUUUGUUUCUUUGAGCUGUGAUUGACAUGAUCUCACUGCUGAAAUGUCCAAAUACCCAUGCAGUGAUCUCGUUAUAUUACGUGCCAUAGAAAUCUGGGGAACAUGGGAAUGACCCACAUUGCUCCAAUGUGGACUCGACCGCUUUGCCUUUUAAACAGUUAGCGAUCCUAGUGAAGAGUAUCUAGUUAAUAAAUGCUAGUUACUCGGCUACACUUCCUGUUAGCUAAGUUUAAAGAUAUUUGGCAGUUGAGAAACAUACCUAGUGAGUAACACCAUCCAGAAUUGUUCAGUGUAUGUGUGUAGAUUAUCAGCAAAUGCUGUCCAAUUAGCACAAUGACAACUUUCUUUUUAGAUUUUAAGCACAUAUGAAGGCAGUGUUUUAUGUCACCUGUGCUUGAAGUCAGAUAAAAAGAAUAAUUUUAAUAAAAAGGCUGGCCAGUGAGGACGGCUACAGCGAAACAUUGUGACACGCCCAUUCAAUAUCGGCACAUGCCUAAAGCGCACACACACACACUCUCGUGUAUACAGGGUAACACACACUCUCAGCCUUGUGAGCAGGGAGAGACCUUGCAGAAAUGUUUACACUUCAUUUAUAUGUACUUCAUGCAGGAUGCAGACGUUUUGUGUGGAUAUUUUAGUCAAUUAGGUUUUGUUUUUGUUUGUUUUGUAGGGGGGAAACAUUAGGAAUGCACUGAUCCAUAUUUUUCUUUUCUUUUGUGUUUUGUUUUUCUUUUUUUUCCUAAAGUUUGCUGUUUAUUUCUGCACAGUUCAAAUCGAGUUGCAAUAGUGAAGCAUAAAUACAGGACUAGCUUAAAGUUAUUUAUGCUCUCACAUAAUGACAUCCCAACAUGCUCCUGUGCAGUAUGAGGAGCACUGAUUUUUUAUUUUAAACUAGGUUUGGAUUUUUAGAACAGUCCCAGUCAAAAUUCUAUAGGACGAUAACCUUCACAGCGAGAAAAUGAACAGUGGAUCAGACAGGAUCAUAUCGAAUACUGUCUGAUAGUCCGGAUCAGAUCGGUGCAGCAUCCCUAGUGAGAAGUGCAGGUUCGACACCCCCCCACCCCCCAAUUUAUAUUUUUAAUAGCAACAUAUGUUUUCCUUCCUGCUGAUAAUGUUUCGAAUAAUUUCCUGUGUCUUUUUGCUGUUUUACUUUGCUUUAACCAAAAUGCAGUGACGCGCACGUGCCGCUAAUCAGGUAUACAAUACAUAACGAUAUUCUGGACGUGAGCCAUCAAAACACACUCUCUGUCUCAUAAGAAUCCUUAUUUUGGAUACAAGAUGGCGUCUUGUCUUCGGCAGAGAAGGCAGUACCGUAAAUUUAGUUUAGUUUGAAAAACACAAUAAAUAGAGCUCAUGCUUCCGGCACAGUUUAUAUAUAUAAACCCGAUGCAUUUUCAGGAAACGUAUACAAAACACAACUACGCUUGUCUUGUUUCUUAUCGUUAUCUCGGCCCGUCUUUUUAAUUACGGUUUUGAAACUCGUCAUGCUGUGGUAAAAAAAAUUCUUGCUACUCUACCUACUACACCUAAUGGAGAAACAGAUGCUGUGUAAAAAUGUCGUCAGCCUUCUACCAAACCAUUCUCUAAAGAUCAGUAUUGUAUUGUAGAACUGAUUAUCGGCACAUAGCUGUACUGUGUAAUGGGGAAUAGAUGCAAAAAAAAAAAAAAGGAUUAUAUCUUGAAGUUUUUUUUCAAUGGAGUUGAGUUCACAUACCAAAGGGAGCGACGCUACUGCAGUUCUUUGAAACUCUUCAAGAUACGUCCAUUUCGAAGGUUUCGCUUUGAUUGCGCUGGAGCUGUGUGAGAUUUCUUUUUAAAUUCUGCAGAAAUGUGACUUUACCAGCUAAAAACCUUUUUUCAGAGCCUCAAAUGGAGACGAGCAUCGUUUGCACAAGAUACGGCUGGCCAUGAGGGAAAGAAAAAAAAAACUGAUAAGAGCCAGCUUGUUGGUGCUUUUAUGCUCAAAAAGAGUUGUUUUGUUUCCUAUUUAAAAAUAAUAAUAAUAAUAAUAAUAAUAAUAAUAAAGAAUUUUUCAUUGCCAAUGAUUCAUGUUGCUUGUUGCUCAUUUUGACUAGCGGUGGUCACAAAGUCAACUUCAUGGCUUUGGGCUACUCACUUCUGUGGAAUGCAGAAUAAACAAAUUCGUAGCUGUUGUA
Ictalurus furcatus (blue catfish) is the source of this 11335-nucleotide messenger RNA. It is a transcript of the gene suz12a, whose product is annotated as SUZ12 polycomb repressive complex 2 subunit a. The coding region runs from base 4387 to 6168 and encodes 593 amino acids. The record is from RefSeq and is a predicted model, not a curated record. NCBI's taxonomy places the organism in Eukaryota, Metazoa, Chordata, Actinopteri, Siluriformes, Ictaluridae. Gene Ontology annotation, cellular component: ESC/E(Z) complex; nucleus. The transcript is spliced from 15 exons. Gene Ontology annotation, molecular function: chromatin DNA binding.